This is a messenger RNA of Adineta ricciae, 930 nucleotides long. Lineage: Eukaryota; Metazoa; Rotifera; Eurotatoria; Adinetida; Adinetidae. The record is from the annotation of a GenBank genome assembly.
AUGUUUACUUAUUACUGUGAAAGUUUCUUCAAGCAUUCACCGUUACAAUUGAGUAGUAUCACUCGUCGUCGAAAUCUUACAUGUGCAACUGAUUUUGGCGAUACAGAUGUAUUUACCAAUUGUGAGUAUUGUGUCUACGAGUUUUUCAAUAAUGGUACCGAUUCCACUAUCUCGCACGAUUGUAUUUACAUAACGAAUUCUUACCGUCUCGUCACACAGCGUUGUUCCGGCUUCACCAGUGAUAGUGAUAUAGGUUACGGUCUUUGUUCGCCGUUACCAUUCGAAUAUUUCGAUGUUGAUCUACUCUGUAUUUGUGCAACGAAUUUAUGUAACGAAAACCUAACCAUGUGUAAACAUUCUGUAGAUUCCAAUCCUCGUUUACCAGCACUUCCUUCGCCCAUACCGACCCUCUCGGCGAACAAAUCAGCUAUUUCUUGCCAAGAUACGCCACUCGGUGUACUAAACUCGACAUAUUAUUGUGUAAGGGACUCGACACCCUAUAUCAAUAUGACACAAUGUGAAGAAUACGUACGAACCCAUACUGUGGUUUGUAUGUAUUUAGAAAUGGAUCACGGAAGUUAUUUAACAUUAGUGGCAAUACCGGAUGAAGAUUAUGAAUACGUAUUAGCCGAUGAGAUCGAUAAAAUGCAGCGAAUGAAUACUAAAACGAAUGUUCAACAGUAUUAUAAUGAAACGUCCGCGACAUUUUACAUUCGAUGGACAGAAGUCCUUGAGAACGCAGAUAAUUAUACGAUGAUUUAUAAUCGAUGCUAUUGUAUGACAAACAAGUGUAAUGUAAAUUUAACCGAAUGUCUACGAUCACACUUUGAAAGUGACGGAAUCGACACGAAUGCAAAUCAUAUGUUACUUGUGAUAACGAGCAGUACUCUUAUAACAAUGAACUUUCGUUUUUUCAAGUGGAUUUUAUGA